Molecule: messenger RNA, 817 nt
Organism: Ruditapes philippinarum (Manila clam)
Lineage: Eukaryota; Metazoa; Mollusca; Bivalvia; Venerida; Veneridae
Product: stromal cell-derived factor 2-like
Source: RefSeq, a predicted model, not a curated record
GCAGCCUAUCAAGUGUGGACAAACAAUUCGAUUAAUGCACUUACAAACUCGAAGAAAUUUACAUAGUCAUCAUUUUCAGUCACCAUUAUCACAUAAUCUAGAAGUGAGUGCCUUUGGUGAAGAUGGUGAUGGCGAUGAGGGUACCCCGUUUGAGCGUCAAGGAGAUAAUUGGUCUAUAGUUUGUUCUGGAAAAUACUGGAACAGAAAAGAUAAAGUGAGGAUAAAGAACGUUGUUACAGAAUAUUACCUACAUGUGACAGGUGAUACUUACGGUCGUCCAAUCAAAAACCAGCGUGAGGUUUGCGGAUACUCUUCACCAAAUGAGUUAAACUACUGGCAAGCGAUGGAAGGAGUUUUUGUCACGCCCUCGGAGGACCCUCAAGGGACGUUCAGGGGAGAUUUGAAUGCUCAUCAACAUGCACAUACAGAAUUAUGAUCUAUUUUUAGACACUCUAGGAUUUUAAUUUAAUUUUUCUUUUUUCCAAAAAUAUUGUCUCCUAUUUUUCUUCUCUUGAACAAGUUUUCUUAGCAAGAUAUUGUGUGUUUACAUUUUUUAAAUGUUUAGUGGCAAUUACUUGAGUUGAAAAAUGAUUCAUUGUUGUAAUAAUUCAAGAUUUUGUCUGUUUCAUUAUUAUUUCUUUAUCUUAUUUUCAUCUAACAUUGUUUACUCUAAAAAAAAACAAUGAUUCAACUUAACAUUUGGAUAUAUGUAUAUAUGAGUCAUAAAAUUUUGUGACAAGUCCAUUUAAGAAAUUAAGUAGGAUAAGGAUUGGAAAAUUAUAAGUAUUCAUGCAAUUGUAUGAUACUAUUUUUAGAU